AAUCUUACAGAAUAAGUGUGAAAUGAGGAUACAUUAAUCAUUCACACCCUUAAAAUCUGAAGCUUGGAAGAAAACGCAAUGGCAACCCAAUCGGGCUGCGAGGAGGACUACUGCGGCUGCUCAAUCUCAGCCCCUGCAGCAAGGAAAUGGAGAGCACUCGGGUUUCGGCAAGGAGCGCGGCAGCAAGGAAAGACAGUGGCUACAGACAGCGGCAAGGACACAGGUAUGGUUUUGCAGGCGACUACCGUCAGCGGCAAGGAUACAGGCAUGGUUCUACAGAUGUACGGCAGGGUGGUUGAUGUGUACCUUCCGAGCAAACGAGAUAAGAGAGGGAAGAGGUAUGGUUUUGUGCAGCUAACAGGGGUAAAGGAUGAGUUUCAAAUGGAGAGGAGGCUGAAUGAGAUGUGGAUUGGAUCGUAUAAGAUGAGAGUAAAGAUUGCAAAUGCCAGACAGAGGAAAACUUCAACGCCCAGGAAGGUUCAAGGCGUGCCUAAAGUCAAUGGAUCAAAAUGCAGCAUGAAUAGAUUGGUUCAACCAGGGCAUUCAUAUGCACAAGCAGUGAAGGGACAAGGAAAAAGGGCAGAUAAGGUAGCAGAACAACUUCAGGAAAAGGAAAAAGAAGCAGCCCCGGAAAAGGAAGUUGUCAAAACAUGGCUACAGGAAAAUAUGGAUGUAGAAAAAACAGAGGAGACUAUUGAAUACACCCCAAUGAGAGAAGAGCUGCAAUGGCUUGAGGGUGGCAUGGUGGCAGUGGUGAGGUCAAUGGCGCUGGUGCCCGAGAUUCAAGAGCAAAUGGAUGCUGAUGGAGGCUCAAUCUCGUUAACACCAAUUGGGGGUAGACGGAUGCUUCUAACUAAAAGAGUUGCAGGGUCUUUAUCCGAUUAUAUGAAGCACAAUCAGGAGUUGUUUGGAUUGUGGUUUGAAUCUAUAAAACCAUGGGAGAUGGCACCAGAGGAGAAAAGCCGAAUGAUGUGGGUACGAAUUUCGGGAGUGCCAUUAAAGGCAUGGGGUGAAAGGUGUUUUCAGAUGAUAGGCGAGACAAUCGGAGAAGUUUUGAUGGUUCAUGAGGAUACAAAGAAGAAAUCCAUUCUAUGGGAUGGGAGAAUAGAGAUAAUUGAAGAGGAAUGGCGCUCCGAUCCGGAUUGGUGGCUAUCGGAGAAUGACCGGAGAAGUGACUUGGAAACAGAGUCCGAAUACUCAAACUCGUGGUGUCAGAAUGAGGAUCAAGAACUGGAUACGGAUGUGAUGUGCGACGGCGAGGAUUCAAAUAACGGGUCAGAGCAUUUAAUGAAGGAUUUGGUUUCAAUUUCAAAACUGGAGAUGGCAACGGUAACGGAGAAAUGUAAUCAAGUUGUGAAAGAGACAGAGUUGGAAGGGGAAGCAAGCCUUGGGCUGUCCGAGGAAGCUGGGCCACAAAGGCUGAGUUGUGUUGGGCUAGAAGAAAACAGUGGGCUGUCUAAUAGGAUGGGCUGGGGACAGAUCAAGGAAAUGAGCAUAGAGGAGCCCAUUUUACAUGCUCAAAACCAGACGGAUUCACCGUCAAUACAGAAAUCAGAAAACUCAAAGAAGGUGAGCAAAAAACAGAGGCUUCUCAAAGAGUGUUAUCCAGAGAGCAUGGAGGAGAUCUGGGCAAAAGCAGCACCGAGAGUUACACCAAGAACAAGGCAGCGACAGGAACGGAGAGAGGGAACCGGCCAAGCUGGGGAUGAAAAGGUAUGCAACGCUGCUGCUGUUUCUAUUUCAGAUGGGUGUAUUGUAAAUAGAAAUAGGGUGUUGCAGAGGGAGAUGAACAUGCAUGAGGUGCGCCGGAUGAUGGGGGUGGGGAAGAGAUUGGGUUUUAAUUUUGAGAAUGAUGAAGAAGAGAUUCAAUCAAAGUUACUAGAGAUUAUAGAUCGAGAAGGGGCAAGGCGGAAGGACGCGUCGGGGUUGGGCUUGGGUGGGUCGCUGAAAAAGAAGGAAGUGAGAAGGCUCGUUACGGAAGAGAAGCCCGAUUUUCUUUUCCUGCAGGAAACAAAGUUGGAAAAGGUGGAUGUAGAUAUCUAUAGCCAGUUAUGGAGUUCAGAUGAGUUAGGUUGGGUUGCGAAGGGCUCGGCUGGAGCCUCAGGGGGAUUACUAUGUAUAUGGGACAGGCGACACUUUGUUAAGAGGGAAGAAUUUAUUGGAGAUGGAUUCGUGGGAAUUUCAGGGGAAUGGAGAGCAAAUAAACAGCAGUAUUUUUUAGUAAACGUGUAUGGCCCUAAGGAUAGACAGAAAAAGGCUAGUUUGUGGAAGGAGCUGAGGAGAAUGGUGACAGACAAGGAGGGAUGUUGGUUGAUAGCAGGGGAUUUCAAUGCAGUGAGAGAACCUGGGGAGAGACGAGGAAGAACAGGAGAGAGCCCGGUCAUGAAAGACUUUGAUGAGUUUAUUGUGUCAACGGAUUUGGUGGAUGUCAAAUUGACAAAUCGAAGGUAUACAUGGUACAAGCCAGAUGGUACAGCAAGGAGUAGAUUGGACAGAUUUUUAAUGAGUACUGAGAUGAGUAAUUUGGAAGGGGAGUGGAUACAACAAGGAUUGCCAAGGAAUAUCUCUGAUCACUGUGCAAUUGUGUUGAAGUCCAGAUCAGCAGAUUGGGGACCAAGACCUUUCCGGGUUUUGGACGCAUGGCAACAACAUCCAGAUUUCAAGAAGUUUGUAGAAGAUAAAUGGAAGGAGAUGGAGGUGGAGGGUUUUGCAGGGUAUAAAUGCCAGAAAAAGCUGAAAUUGCUCAAAGGAUUCUUAAAAGGUUGGAACAAGGAAGUCUUUGGAAAUAUGGACACUCAAUAUGAACAGGCUGUAAAGAAGAUUGAGCAGGUUGACAUGCAGAAUGAGAUAUCUGAUCUGGAAGAUGCUGAGAUUGUGAAGAGGCAAGAAGGCUUCUCUGAGAUGUGGGAUGUUUUGAGAAAGAAGGAACUUAUAUGGAAGCAGAAAUCAAGAAGUAAAUGGGUGCGUGAGGGAGAUGCAAAUACCCGUUUUUUUCAUAGAGUCGCAAAAGGAAGAAGGGCACAUAAUAAUAUUGCGGGUUUAAUGUGUGAAGGGGCAUGGAUUGAUGAUCCAAAUUUAGUAAAAAAUGAGGUCUGCAGAUAUUUUAGAAGCCUGUUUCAAGGAGAGUCAUGGAAUAGACCCAAGCCGGGGGAUAUUAGAUUCCACCAGAUCUCUGAGGAGAAAAAGGAUUGGCUAGAAAGACCUUUUUCAGUUGAAGAAAUCGAGGAAGGGUUAAGGAGCUGUGAUGGUUCAAAGGCACCGGGACCUGACGGGUUCAAUUUCAACUUCCUAAAAUUUGCGUGGCACUGCAUAAAGGAGGAUUUCAUCAAUUUCUUUUCUGAAUUCCAUCGUAAUGAGGGGUUACAAGGUCUGGUACAGAGAGCAAUAAAGGAGGGAAUGUUGCAUGGGAUUGAGAUUGGAAAGAAAGGUUUGUCUAUGUCGUUGCUCCAGUUUGCUGAUGAUACGAUUAUUAUGGGCAGAGCGGAUACUGAGAAUAUACGCAUGGUGAAGGACAUCCUAAAAUGGUUUGAGCUUAUGUCCGGAUUGAGGAUUAACUUUAGCAAGAGCAAUGUUUUUGGUUAUAAUGUGUCGGAGAAAUGGCUUAAAGGUUCAGCGGGUAUGUUACAUUGUAGGGUUGGUAAAGCACCUUUUCUGUAUCUGGGAUUGCCUGUUGACGGAAAAUUUGGGAACAAGAAAUUAUGGGAGCUGGUUGUAAAUAAAUUCCGUGCCAAACUCAUUGUCUGGAAGGCCGCUACUCUUUCCUUUGGAGGCCGCCUCAUCUUGCUAAAUUCGGUACUCUCUGCACUACCUUUAUUUUAUAUGUUUUUAUAUUUAUUACCAAAAUCUGUGCUUGAGGAGUUGAUUAGAAUUCAAAGGAAUUUUUUAUGGGGCGGGACAAGGACAAAUAAGAAGAUUUCUUGGGUUAAAUGGGAAAAUGUGUGUCGUGCUAAAGCCAAGGGGGGUCUUGGGGUGCCAGAUUUACAGAGAAAAAAUUGGGCAAUGCUAGGAAAGUGGUGGUAUAGGUUAGGUGACGGGGUCGAGAGUUUAUGGAAAAAGGUGGUGAGGGAGAAAUAUUAUGGUGGUACGGAGGAAGUCGAUAUUACUUCGAUUGAGGGUUUAAGGGUGUCAAAGCUUUGGAGGGACAUUAUUAGGAUAGGGGGUCUGUCUCUCAAACUUAGGAUCAUGCUAGUUGAGGGCUUCAAGUGGGAGGGUAGAUGGCGGUGGAGGGUGGAGUGGAGGAGGGGCACAAUAGGGAGAGAGAAAGAUGAGGAGGAGUUGCUGGAGAAGGUGCUGGAGGGGGUCAAAAUAAAGAAGGGGGCUGGGGAUGUUUGGAAAUGGGUCCAUGUGAUGGAUGGCCAAUAUGGGGUGAAGCUAGCGUAUGAUUUUUUAGCUUCUACGGAGAGGGUUUUGGAGGACCAGAUGUGCAAACUAAUAGGCUGCAGGUUGGUGCCCUCCAAAGUGGCUUUUUUUGGGUGGCGAUUGUGUUUAGAUAGACUCCCAACUAAGAAUAACUUGCAAAAACGAGGGAUAUUGUUGCAGGAGGGGGUGUUGAGUUGGUGGGGAUUGGAGUCUGUGCUGCCCAAUACAGUUGUGGGAUUGGCAGAAUUAUUCAUAGGAGGAUUGGGCAAAAUAGUUGGGAAAGAGAUGGGAUCAUGUAUUUUUCUAGUGGUCGCCUGGUAUUUAUGGUAUAGACGGAAUGUUCAAGUGUUUCGAAAAGAUGAAGGAAUACCAGAAAACCUGCUGGAAAGGAUGCAAGUUAAGACCUUUUUAUGGGUUAAAUCCAAAGUCAAUGGCUGUGUUUUUUCCUUCUAUGAAUGGCAAUUCUGUCCUAUGGAGUGUGCUAUGUCUGUCAAAAACCAUAAAAGGAUGAGGAAGCAAUUCUACAAAGCCGUCGCGUCUUCUAGUUGAUGGAUAGGCGGAGCAGUUGUGUCUUCAAAUGUUUAGUUUGGCCACCUGACGCUUUUUGUGUAUAUAUUGUAGUUGUUCAGCUGUGCCUUUUUCUGGUUAAUUGGAGAGUGGCUCUCCUCUGUUGUGGUUUCCAAUUUUUGUAUAUGGGCAGGAGCACCCCUUGUGCUUCAUUAAAUUAAAAUUUCUUUG
This is a messenger RNA of Rubroshorea leprosula, 5097 nucleotides long. NCBI's taxonomy places the organism in Eukaryota, Viridiplantae, Streptophyta, Magnoliopsida, Malvales, Dipterocarpaceae. The record is from the annotation of a GenBank genome assembly.